This is a messenger RNA of Parasteatoda tepidariorum (common house spider), 1611 nucleotides long. The record is from RefSeq and is a predicted model, not a curated record. NCBI's taxonomy places the organism in Eukaryota, Metazoa, Arthropoda, Arachnida, Araneae, Theridiidae.
AUGGGAGGGGUCUCUUUCCCAAUACCAACAGAAUAUGGAAUUCCAGUUGGUCUUCGAACGGGUGUAAAAGAAGAAUACGCCAGUGACUGGUAUAAAAUCAUGUAUAAGUCGUUGCAUAGAGUUAAAUUUCCUAACGAAGGUGGUCAUACACAAAUGGUUCAUCUCGGUGACAUGUCUGAACCCGAACGUAAGCCCGAAAAAUCUGUACCUGUCACAAAUAAGCGCCAGGCAUCAUCAGAAAAACCUAGCCCGUUACCUGUUGAUACGACAAUAAUACGACACGAGCCUCGACGUGAAGUUUACAAAUAGGAACCCCGAAGCAUCACAGAAUACGAACCAGGAAAGUCUUCGUUAGCUGAGAAGGAGUUUCAAAAACAUGAAUAUUUAGGAAGUAGUCCGAAAACCCAGCAAGGACUUAGUCGUUGGUGUCGGUGGCCAAAUGUCCUUUUAAGUGAUGGUUACGAAUCAGAUUCAACGCUAAUGUGAAAAGCGGGAAGAAGCAUUGAAGUAGAUCCGGAACAACAGAUUACCUGGUACGAAGAAAUACAAAAGGGAGGAAAAAUACCUCUCACCAGUCUGCGGAAAACUGUACCAGAAAAACCUUCAGCUCCUCAGCAUCAAUUUCAAGAAACGGAAGUAAAUAUUCUCCAUCGCGCUCUUAUAAGAGAUUACAUAGAAGAAGAGCAAUUAAAGAAAAUUCAAGAAGACGUGAUGCGAAAAUUGUAUGAAGAAGAACGAAGAAAGAAACAACAACAGGAACUAGCAGAAAUUGAAAUGAGAAGGCACAGUGAUUUUUUCACACCAUCUCAAAAAUCGCCAAUUCCUCUUCGAUACGACAAUCCAUUUGACCCUGCCCACUACAGAUUGAGUCCAUCUGGAUAUCAUAGGGGUCCUCUACCAAAGACUAUGGCCAGAGCUAUAUAUCCUUUUACAGCACAAACUACCAGAGAGCUUAGUCUGAAUAAGGGAGAUAUAGUUUAUAUCAAACAGCUAAUUGACAGAAAUUGGUAUGAAGGCGAACAUCACGGUGUAAUAGGCAUAUUUCCAGUUUCUUCUGUAGAAAUUAUCCCCAAUGAAAAAGCAAAUUCGCAACCUCGAAAAGCAAUUGAAGGUGAAGCAAUAGUCAAAUACAACUUCAGAGCUCAAACACCAAUGGAAUUAUCUCUUUUCAAAGGAGAAAAAGUUUUUCUAUUAAGGAAAGCUGAUCGAAAUUGGUACGAAGGGAGCUUAGGUACCAAAAAAGGCAUUUUCCCUGUUUCAUACGUUCAAGUUCUUCAAGAACCAGGAGAGUGUCCUGACCCUCGAGCCAUAUCUCCCAAACCACCAUUAAGUCCUGUAUUCAGUCCUAUUAUUAAUGGAUCGACACCAAAAUCUAAUGAAGGUCCAACAUUUACUACAGGACUCUGGCCAAAUCAGGAAAAACCUACUCUUAAACUAGACAAACUAGAUGGCAAAUAUUUUCUCACCCAAACCCUUCAUAUAGAUACUUACAAUGAAUCUAUACCCUACCGAUCAUUGUACACUUACAAACCACAAAAAGAUGAUGAGUUAGAAUUAAUAGAGGGCGAGUUAUGGAACUUUUUCCUGGUAAAGAUAACAUCCAACGAAUAG